Messenger RNA from Diachasma alloeum, 1011 nucleotides. RefSeq names its product yrdC domain-containing protein, mitochondrial-like (gene Tcs1). The transcript has a single exon. Bases 95 to 976 code for a protein of 293 amino acids. Gene Ontology annotation, molecular function: double-stranded RNA binding; nucleotidyltransferase activity; tRNA binding. Gene Ontology annotation, cellular component: cytoplasm. The record is from RefSeq and is a predicted model, not a curated record. Gene Ontology annotation, biological process: regulation of translational fidelity. NCBI's taxonomy places the organism in Eukaryota, Metazoa, Arthropoda, Insecta, Hymenoptera, Braconidae.
CUGAGGAACGUUGUCCAAAGUGUACACAUCCACGUGCAUAUUUCAUGCAAAUUCAGACAAGAUCAGCGGACGAGCCUAUGACAACAUUUUAUAAAUGUUGCAACCCACAGUGCGGUCACAAUUGGCGAGAGUAAAUGCUACUAUUUGGAAUAUUGGAGGAAUAAGAUAUAUUAUGGAAGUUAAUUAUCAACCACCACUCAAAGUAACGCUAAAUCAAGUAAGCUGUCUGAUGAAUAGAAUGAGUCCAAAUGCUAAACACUGGUUCAUAGGGGGUGAACGUUGUCUCGCAGUUGGGGUUAAAUUGAUUAAAGAGAAUAAUAUAAUAGCCAUUCCGACAGAUACAAUUUAUGGUUUAGCAACGCUUGCUCAAAACACUCAGACUGUUGAAAAGUUGUAUGAAUUGAAGGGUCGAAAUAAAAAUAAGCCCCUGGCUAUUGCUCUCAGUAGCAUAAAAGAUAUUCCACGUUGGGCUGAGACUGAUCAUCUUCCUCCAAAUUUAUUAAUGGCUAUUUUACCUGGACCAGUUACUGUCGUUCUAAAGCGAAAACCUCUAUUGAAUCCAGCCCUGAAUCCUGGUAUCGAUACAAUUGGCAUUAGAGUCAGUGAGAGUAAAUUUCUCAGAAGCCUAUGCAGAAUUAUCAAUGAACCUUUGGCACUCACCAGUGCCAAUUCCAGUGAUCAACCAAGUUCUCUAACUCCUGAUGAGUUCCAACAUCUCUGGCCGCAAUUGGGGGGAAUUUUUUACACAAUCACUGAUAAAAAAAAAUUAGAUGAGUCGUACAGAGUUGGAUCGACUGUUGUUGAUUUGACAGUACCAAAUGAAUUUUAUAUUAUUCGCAGAGGAAUAUUACUCGAUCGAGUUUUCAAAAUAAUGUACAGAUAUGGCUUAACGAAACGAGACAGGCCCGAUGAAAAAAAUGGGACAAGUGUAAAUGGUGCCAUACAACAACAACAACAACAACAACAACUACAAUGAUAUGUCAUUAAAAAUAAAAUUUCAUUCAAAACAAG